CAUUGCUCACAUAAUUCCUUCCAUGAUAAAAAAUUAUACAUAUAAGAACCCGUCGUUUCCCUUCGCCAAUAGCCGCCCAUUUUGAUUUUUUAUAUUAUAUUUCUCGUUUUUCUUUUUUCCCUCUUCCUGCUUACAUUACAUUUGCAAUAUAUAAUAACAAAUAAUUAUAUUAUUUAUAAUAAUUCAUCCCCGUUCGCUUUCCUUCUGGUUCAACUAUUCUUCUUCUUCUUCUCCUUCUGGUAAGGACGGCCGUGACGAUAUCGGCGGUACUCCGGUCGUGAGGACAAGGCGAGAAGAUAUAGCUAAGGGGAAAAAGCUUGAGAAUUACUCUCUCUUUUCUUUGGUUUUCUUGCUAUUUGUGUCGUCAUGGAGCUUGAUGGUAGAUUCUGGUGAAGAGAGCUGAAAGAAACCCUAGAGAUCGGAGUCCGAAGGAUCUCCUUCCAACUUCUGCGUUUGGAAGCUUCAGUUUGAGAUUGCUGUAAGGUUAGCAUCGGGGGCUCGUCUAUGCAUGGAGGGGAGGGAAGGAGGAGUACCUUCUACGGCGGCCGCCGAGGGGGCCGGGAUCUACCAGCCUCCUCCUCCGCCACCUUCGGCUUCGCCGGCGGCGACGGUGGUGAGAGACGAGAAGUCUGCUUGCCCAGUCGGCGUGACGGCGACGGUUAUGACGGCAGCCGCUUCGACAGCGGCCGCGGUGGUGGUGGGAACCGCCGCAGCUACGCCGGUGGCGGAGCCGAUGAAGAAGAAGAGGGGGCGGCCGAGGAAGUACGGGCCGGACGGCAGACUGCUGCAGCCGCUGAACCCGCUGCCGAUCUCGGCGUCCGUGCCGUCCGGUGUCGAGUACACGCCGGCAGCCGCGGUGGGGGCGGCGAUCAAGCGGGGUAGAGGGCGGCCAGUGGGUUUGGUGAGCAAGUCGCCUCGCUAUGGACUCGACUUCGAGCCACUCGGAGAUAUGGUAGCCUGCUCCGCCGGUACAAAUUUCACACCUCAUAUCAUCACUGUUGCUUCAGGUGAGGAUGUUACUAUGAAGAUCAUAUCAUUUUCACAACAAGGGUCUCGAGCUAUUUGUAUUUUAUCAGCAAAUGGUGUUAUUUCAAAUGUUACACUUCGUCAGCCUGAUUCAAGUGGUGGUACAUUAACUUAUGAGGGCCGAUUUGAAUUGCUCUCCUUAUCUGGAUCAUUCAUGCCAACUGAAAAUGGAGGAACACGAAGCCGAUCAGGUGGCCUGAGUGUUUCUCUGGCAAGUCCAGAUGGCCGAGUUGUUGGUGGUGGAGUUGCUGGUCUACUGGUGGCUGCAAGUCCAGUGCAGGUUGUGGUGGGAAGUUUCGUGCCAAGCUACCAGAUGGAGCAGAAAAUAAAGAAGCCGAGAUCAGAAACCGGAUUGGUACCUCCACCAACAUCAGCAAUUCCUGUGUCAAGCGCAGCCAUGGAGGAAGCUUGUGGUAGCGCGCAAGGGAAGCACACUUCAUCAACGAGUAAACCAGAUCCUUCAACUGCCUCCUCUUUCCAGGCGGAAAGUUGGGCUGCUUCUCUGCAGUCGGCUCCUGGCGAUAGAAACUCGACAGACAUCAACAUAAGUUUGACUGGAUCAUGAAGCCAUACCAGAACAUUCUUUUCUCCCUCCCAUUAAACCAUAUAUAUAUAUGUAU
This is a messenger RNA of Musa acuminata AAA Group (dessert banana), 1646 nucleotides long. Its product is annotated as AT-hook motif nuclear-localized protein 1-like. The coding region runs from base 509 to 1591 and encodes 360 amino acids. The transcript is spliced from 5 exons. Gene Ontology annotation, molecular function: minor groove of adenine-thymine-rich DNA binding. The record is from RefSeq and is a predicted model, not a curated record. NCBI's taxonomy places the organism in Eukaryota, Viridiplantae, Streptophyta, Magnoliopsida, Zingiberales, Musaceae.